Messenger RNA from Rhododendron vialii, 3689 nucleotides. RefSeq names its product probable disease resistance protein At4g27220. The transcript has 3 exons. Bases 227 to 3274 code for a protein of 1015 amino acids. NCBI's taxonomy places the organism in Eukaryota, Viridiplantae, Streptophyta, Magnoliopsida, Ericales, Ericaceae. The record is from RefSeq and is a predicted model, not a curated record. Gene Ontology annotation, molecular function: protein binding; ADP binding.
CGUAGACUUUACCGUUCUGAGGUGUGUUCCAUUUCGGACCACUCAUUCUCUCUCCAAAGUCUUUGUCGGUCUUUCUUCAACUUUAUCAUUUACUUUGCUACCUCCAGACUGGAGCGAUAAUCUUCCAUUUCUGGAUUUUUCAGCUUUAAUAAUGUGCUCUUGAUGGUUUCUAUACAUCUCCGUCUAUGAUUCUCCAGGUCUUCCACUACGAGUUCUCAGUUUCUUGAUGGCUGACCCGUUUGCUACAAUAGGAGCAGUUACCGGUGUAGUAGGGGCAACAGCAGGGUUAGUGCAGGCUGUUUCCGAAGCUAAGCAGGCAUUUUGGGAUACUCUCAAAGUCUCACUUUCGGACAAUCCAGAGGAGAUUUGUGAUAAUUUGAAUGAAGCAGUACAAGUUCUAGGUUCUGUAAGGAAGGAUUUUGAGAUUGACGUAGAGAAGAAUAAGAUGAGGGUGCCAUCUAGAACAUACAUGGAAUGGGUACACAGGGUGAUGGAGAUUGAAGAUCGGGCGAAAGAUUUAAUAGCCCAAUAUAACAAUCAAAGCAAAGAAGAGACAUCUCUCUGGUCAAUUUUUUCAUAUCCGGAUUUUAGAGAAGAGAUGAAACUGAUGCACGAGAAAGUAAUCAAUCUUUUGCAAGAGAGCAAUGAUAUCAAGGGCAAAAUGUUGGUAGAUCGCGCACCAGAAUCUAUCGUAAAGAGGAAGGGGCCAGAUAUCAGGAAAUAUGAAACACUUCGAAAGCCACUAGAGAAGAUAUUGGAUUGGUUGAAAAGAUACGAGGUUAAUGUUAUUGGUAUCCAUGGGACUGUGGGGAUUGGGAAAACUACCGUAAUGCUCAACUUGAAUAACCAUGAUCAAGUUGCCACGAUGUUUGACUUCGUCAUCUGGCUCACGGUAUCAAAAGAGGGGGGCAAUGAAAAUCUAAAAAGAAAACAUCUACAACGCACUAUUGCGCGAAGACUGAAACUAACAAUGGCAAAAACUAGCAAUGCCGAUGAAGUUGCCCAAAGAAUAUCUACUGAGUUGAAGGGAAAGAAGUUCUUGCUCCUUUUGGAUGAUGUCAAAGAAUAUCUCAAUUUAAAUGAAAUUGGGAUUCCUUUUAGCGACAAUGGCAGCAAGAUAGUAUUGACAACUAGGUUGCGUCAGGUUUGUAACUCAAUGGCGGACAAGGCGGUUAAGGUGGCAUAUUUGUCUCCUGAUGAGGCAUGGAAGAUGUUUCAAAAUGUUUUAGGAAGCAAAAAACUUAUUGAAGAUCUAAGAAUCGGACCACUUGCAUGGCGAGUGUGCAGAGAGUGUUGUGGACUUCCGCUCUUGAUUGAAAAAGUGGCAAAUACUUUCAAAUUGAAGAACACUGAAAUCCUUUGGAGUGAUGGACUGGAUAGUUGGAGGAUGUGGCCUAGUCAAGAAUGCGGAGGCAUUAAGGAAAUUUAUGAAUUGUUGAGAUUUUGUUUUAAUGAGUUGGGUGAUGAUCGGUAUAAGAUAUGUUUCCUGUAUGGUGCAUUAUAUCCCGAGAAUAGCGAGAUCAACAUAGAUUCUUUGUUGGGGUGUUGGGAAGCAGAAGAUCUUCUUGGCAAUGGCAAUGACGCGAGAAAGGUGCGUGUCGUGAUUGGGGAUUUAGUAUUGAGUCACCUAAAGAAUGUGUCGUUGCUUGAGGAAGGUAAGAGUGAUUAUCAUGUUACCAUGCAUAAAUUCAUCCGACGGGUGGCACUAUACAUAUCAGAAGGUUAUCCUGAAUGUAAACAUUUGGUUGAAACUAACAAAGAACUAAGAGAGCCCCCGGAUGAGGAAUCCUGGAGGGAGAAGAAGAGGAUCUCCUUGGGUGACAAUGAGUUGGAUCGAUUGCCCGAUUCCCCGGAUUGUAGCAUGCUUUCCACCCUAUUCCUACAGAAGAAUUUAGGUCUGGAAAACAUCCCUCCAGCAUUCUUUGAGCAUAUGAUAAAUCUUCGAGUGUUGGAUUUAUCUCAUACUGGUAUCACGUCAUUACCAUCAUGUCUUUCAAUCUUGAUCAGCCUCAAAGUCCUAGACCUCAGCAAUUGCGAACAAUUGGUGGAGCUCCCUUCUCACAUCGGGGAACUUGUUCAUCUUGAAUCACUUGAUAUUCAUGGGAGUGGAAUCACUAAUAUACCACCACACAUUGAGAAGGUGAUCUUCUUAAAGCGCUUGUGGGUAUCAUUUGGAAACGGAAAUGACGCUCAAGACUUGAGUUUCAACUACGACAUGAUUUCAAAACUUUCUAGAUUGGAAGAAUUGGUCAUUGAUGUGAAAUCUCCCCAGCAGUUGACUUAUGAGGUGGUAGAGAAUAUAAUGAAAGAAGUCGCUACUUUGCGAAAAUUCAAGAGACUAAGGGUUUGCUUUCCCAAUACGAUUGUAGAUGUCAUAGAGGUUGCACCUAUGACUGUCCGUAUCCGCGUUCCAGAUGCGAGAAUUCUUCUAAUUUAUAUCAGGAGGAGUUGGUGGAAAGUGGUCAGAAGAAUUGGGCCGUUCCGUUUUUUCAUCGGUUGCCAAAACUUGGAACAGAAUCCAAACUUCGUUAUAUAUAAAAAGUAUGUCAAGUAUUGCAACGGUGUUGGUAGCAAUAAUCCAAUUCUUGAGGUCCUUGCAGAAGCCGAGGGAUUUGAUUUAGUCAACCACAAGGACAUCAAGCAGCUAUUAGACUUUGGAACCACAAACAUGAACAAGAUCCGAGGUUGUCAUGUUGAGAGUUGCGACACGAUUGAAACCAUCAUGGAUACAGUGGGUAGUGAGUUGCUACCUAAUUUAGAGCAAUUGUUCGUAAGGAAUCUGCCCAUGUUGAAAAGCAUUUGGAAGGAAGGACCACUUCAACCUGGAACUCUAACCAAAUUAACGACUCUUGUUCUAUCCGGUUGUCAAAUUCUGGUCGAGGUUUUUCCUCCCGGCGCAAUUCAAUUGCUUUGUGGAAUCCGGCAUUUGAAAAUUAAGAAGUGCAAUGAAGUUAAAGACAUAAUUCCAGAAGCUGAUGUUGUUGGAAAUCUACCUGUACUGCCGAAACUCGAGGAACUGAUUCUCAUUGACAUGGCAAAAUUAAGCAGCAUUUGUGCCGUUGAGUCAUUGGAGUGGCCAUCCUUGGAGAAGCUCGAAGUCUUCGGGUGCCCAGGUUUGCGUAAAUUGCCUUUCAACAAAGGUGACGUAGCUAAUCUGGAAAGUAUCGAAGCAGAUGAGCAGUGGUGGGGAGCAUUGCAGUGGCAGAAUCAAGAGGACAAAGAAGGGCUUCAGAAAUUAUGCAUCUUCAGAUCACACAGCGAUGCAACCCAAUGAAGAAAAAGACGAUCCCAACGAGCUUUUAAGAAUUAGCAAGCCUGGAGUUUCCCUUACUAAUUUGGAUGUGGUCAUGGGCGGUGUUGAGUCUCCUGUGGCAAGUUAUUCCAUUCUUCUUGAUUCUGUACUUGUAUUUUCUUACUCAUUUGUACGUGUGUUUAGCAUAGUUGCUUGAUAAAUGCAGUAGCUGGACAGUCUCCUCUUCGUCAGUUGUACCAUUGGAUACUGUGCACUCUGUGUGGGGCUCACCCACAAUAUGAGUAUGUGUAAGUGUCUGUGAAUGUGUACGUGGUGUACUCGCAAAGUUGUUUGAGCCAAUAAUUGGCCUACCGUCUUUUGUUUGUUGGUUGUACUGACUUUUGUUUGUUAUUUGUACUAUUCGCAAUAAAGUAUUGUGCGUAAUUUCUUUUCCUAA